UCAAGUUCUGUACCACAGAAGGAGCAGUGCCUUGCGAAAGUGAAAGUUUGAGGUGAGGUCAUGUGGGAUAUUGGGACACUCAUUGAAAUGGCUUCCUGAUUACUGUUCAGGAAUUCUCCAGGACAAUAAGAGGAUUUCCAGAGAGGGGCAGAGCCAUGCCACCUAUUUACAGCAAAAAUGCUGUUUCUGUAUUAGAUAGGAAACCCAUUUAAAUUUUGCUGGAUAAAUUCCAUGUGGCAAAGUCCCCCUGAGCUGCAGGACCAGGAGAGAUCUGCUAUGAGUCUGAGCUGAUAAGGAAUUCCAGCUUUCAGACACCUCCAGUUCCAUCGAGGAGUUCACUCCAGCUGAUUUUGUGCCUCCCCCGUGUCCCCUCUGUGCCCCCACUUUUCCUCCCUGGUCCCUGUGGCUUCUCCCUGCCAUGGCCCCCCUGGCACAGACCCUGGCACUGCUGGCCAUGGCCACCACAGCUGUUGAGAUGGUUCCCCUGGACAUGGCCCAGGACUCCUUUGAUGACCAGUACCAGGGCUGCGGCCCUGCCAUGACCGCGGCGUUGCCGUCCCUCAACAGCUCCGAGUUCCAGAGGAACCCUCUCUUUGCCCAGGCCUGGCCUAAGGCCAUAGCCAAGUGGCAGAGUCGGGGGUCCCCUCUGUCCUCUCUGUCGUCCCCAGCCCAGGCCAUCGCCCUCAUGGCCUACACGAUGAAUGACCUGUACGAGAAUUUCAACCCAGCCGUGCGCACGGCUGGGCGCUCCCGCCAGGAAUACCGGGACAACUUCCACUUCAAAACGCUGCAUUUCCUGCUGACCCAGGCCCUGGUGACACUGAGGCAUGCUCAGGGACGGCAGUGUCACAACGUUUACCGGGGGGUGGACGGAGUCCGGUUCAAGGCAAAGCAAGGUGACAUUGUGCGGUUUGGUCAAUUUACAUCGGCUUCACAGAGUGAAGAAACUGCUAUGAGAUUCGGGAUAGACACGGUGUUCCAUGUGCACACGUGCCAUGGUGUGGAAAUCCGGGAAUUCUCCAACUAUCCCGGCGAGAAGGAGGUGCUGAUCCCACCCUUUGAGACCUUCAAGGUCGUUGAAAUCAGCGAGGAAGAGGACAGUGCAUGGAUCCAGCUCCACUCCACCGGGACCUUCAGCAACUACAACUGCGAGUGGCUGGGAGGUGACACCACAGGUGGGAGCGUCCCCAGGGCUUCCUUCCACCUCGGAGGACUCCUCUUGACUACCACGGCCUUGGCAGUGGUCACCGGGAUCCUCUGAGCCACAAGGCCACCAAGGCCUCCAAGGUCACUGUGGUCCCUGUGCUGACCAUGGCCACCAAGAUCACCACGACUCCCUGAGCCACAAGGCUGCCACAGCCACUGUGACCAGUGCGGCCACCAAGGCCAUUGUGCAAAGCAAUUCUAUUAAUCUAUGCUACCAUAAGAAUUCCAUUAAAU
Molecule: messenger RNA, 1440 nt
Organism: Passer montanus (Eurasian tree sparrow)
Lineage: Eukaryota; Metazoa; Chordata; Aves; Passeriformes; Passeridae
Product: erythroblast NAD(P)(+)--arginine ADP-ribosyltransferase-like
Exons: 3
Coding region: 419-1261 (280 amino acids)
Molecular function (GO): NAD+-protein-arginine ADP-ribosyltransferase activity; NAD+ poly-ADP-ribosyltransferase activity
Source: RefSeq, a predicted model, not a curated record